GGGAGUUCAUGAACACUCCCUGCCUCCUCCCACUGUCGCUGCAGACAGCACACAUCCACGCAGCAAGAGAACCGCAGGCUCCCUGGACACGGCUGCCGGACUGUCCAGCAUGUGGACAGCCUUCACCAGAGGCACUCCAUGGAAGGCACUAAGUGAAGGCACAAAUUGUCACUGAGGAUGGAAGAAACCAGGGAAAAUGCUGCCAAUCUGAGCCAAAGCAAACAGCCUGUGAAAACAGAAUGGGGGUCACAAUGUGUUGUAUUUACUUACUUCCAUGGGGACAUCAACAGUGUGGUCGACGAACACUUCUCGAGAGCUUUGAGCAACGUCAAGAUCCCGCAAGACCUAAGCACGAAGCACAAAGACCUAAGAAAAGAUAGCAUGUCUCCCCAGCCCUGGAAUUUCUCUUCUCACUGGACCAAGCCAUAUCAGUCCUCUCCUACUAUAAACGUGUCUCCUUCUGGUCUGAAUUUGUCUGCUGCUGCUGUGCAAGGCGACUACCAGCCGCCCAUUCUGCAGAGUCAUCCGACUCAGCCUGCAGACUUAUGGCACUUUCCUGCUAUAGGCAAUCCAGGCCUCGUGAGCUCGGGACAUCACCACUCCUUUCCUGACUUGCAUGUGAUGCAAGCACCAACUUCUGGUGGGAAAUAUGGUUCUCUCCUUGGUCUCCUGCAACAGGAAAGGUGUCCAGCACCUAGGCAGGACCCUGUCAUGAAGCAAGACUCCAGCCCUGCCUGUAUGGCUGGAUCUGCCAGGUUACCAAACACGAGUCAAAGUUUAACUCCUGGGGAAGAAAGAAAAGCAAGCGCCUAUCAAGGCUCAGAAAACCCUGGCAUGGGCCUGGCUGGUGCAGGUAUCCACAACACAAGGCGAGAUUUAUACUUUUAGCCAAUGUGAGUUUCUGCUCUGUUCCAUAGAAGCACUCUGAACUUUUCAUGCUCUGCAGUUGUGAAUCGAGCGCCUGGAUCGCAGCCAGCUUGUUUCUUUCACCCUCGGUCAAUGGAAAGACUACAUAAUGCUGUUUGCUACUUUGUCAAUGAAAAUGAUUUACUUCCAUUCAGCAAACAAUUUCUCGCUUUUGUGGUUUCAAACCCCACAGCCCUGGUUUCCCCUGUGUAAGGAAGUAUUUGCCUACAAGGAAGAGGUACACAGGGAUCCUUUUACAGACUACAAAGCACUUCUUAAUCCUGCCUCCCCCAUUUGAUAGCCAUCGUUUUGGUAUGAGGUACUAUCCUAGUUACACAGGGAUGUGCCAAGUUAGUCCCACAACUUUUGUGUUCCGAUAUUGCCUGGCUUCCUGAUGUGGAGCCUGCCUUUUUAUGUUGUUUCAAGUAGCCCAACAAAAUGGCUGCAAGGGGACUAGGAAGGAGAAACACAGGCCGUAGAAGGAAGUUCAAGUCUCUUCAUAAUUUUCUUUUUAGAAAAAGAUAGGGAUCUGGGACUUUGAACCUGCAAAGAGGACUCACUGGUUGUCACGCUGACAUCCAUGUGUAGCUAUAUAUGUAUGUACAUAUCUUAGGACUCUGAUCUGCCCUCAGACAUCUCUCGAAGGAGCUUCUGCAGAAUUUAGCAAACUAGCACUGUGGCAGCUGGGAAGAAAUUUGAAUCCUUCUAGGAUAAGAUGAAAACCUCUAAAUAAAUAAAAUUUAAAAAGCUGCUGAAACCAGGAGCGGGGAAUGGUUUUGUUUUUCCAACCUCCUGGUUUCUUCUCCUAAGCCCCCACUGUGUAAUGUGGUUUAAUCCAAAUGACUCCAUUGACCUAGCUUCCAUCACCUGACCAGCCAUCAAAACUCAUUACAUGGUAAUGCUGGGUCUCACUGACCACUGCAGGAGUCAGUUCAUUAAAGUAUUCUUCCCAUGUGUUGCAUGCACACCUGGUAACCACACUGCCUACAGAUAUUACAGGCUCAGAUCAUCUUUCUGUUCUCUCGUGAGGUGCAUCUUCCCAAUUAGUUUUGUCUUUGGUACUGCAAUUUUACCUUUGUCCAAUUAGUUUUGUCAUCUUGUCACCCUGGGGCAGCCAAAUCACACUUUUAUUCACAUUGCAGUGCUUAUUUGGUGUGCGUGGCAGGUUUGAAGUAAUUGCUAGCUUAAAUGGUCCACGAACAUAGUUCAUAAAGGGGUGACUUACUGUCCUAGUGUCUCUUCUCAGAGCCCAAGAAGGAGCUGCUGGUUUCAUGCUGCUCCCUCAGCACUGCAGCACAGCCUCCCUUCUCUUUCUCACAUGAGUUACCUCUCCUGGGCUUGGUGCUGCUGCUUCCAGCCAUGCAGCCCCUGGGACUUUCCCAGACCCCAUGAGAGCACCCUGGCUUGGUUCUGCUGUUGCUAACUUGGUACCUCUGUGCCUGCUAGAGUCUGUCUCACUCUUGUUCAUGCCUCUUCCCAAAAGCCUUUUAGCUUCCUGUGGGCUAGCUAAUUAUCCUCUGCAGCUGGCCUAGUCCUCCUAGGCAGUCAGCACCUAUCGCCUGCAGCUGGGCUGUAGCCCCCAGCCAGCCUGAGGGGUGCUGUCUGCUGCAAUCCUCUGCCAGCCCACCUGCUAUGGUCUGACUUGCAGGACUCUACCUAGGUUUCCUAUGUCAAACCCUAUUGCUUUUAGUUGUGACUUCACCUGAGUUACUGCUUUGAAAUACCUGUUGUGUACUGACUUGAUUUUUCCUCUCAAAGGAACUGUUGAAAUGAUUUUGCUUUAAGAGCCAAACAUAGAAAUGUGACAGUGUAUUUAAAUACUCUUAAAAAGCAAUUUAUUUUGGAACAGUUUUGUGAAUGUCAAGACUAGAAAUACAAUAUUUAUAACCAUGUGUAAAGGAAGCCUGCUUGGUGAAUCAAUUAAAUAAAAAAAACAACUCUGGAUGAUGGCAAAA
Alligator mississippiensis (American alligator) is the source of this 2861-nucleotide messenger RNA. It is a transcript of the gene VGLL1, whose product is annotated as vestigial like family member 1. The transcript is spliced from 5 exons. The record is from RefSeq and is a predicted model, not a curated record. Lineage: Eukaryota; Metazoa; Chordata; Crocodylia; Alligatoridae. Gene Ontology annotation, biological process: regulation of transcription by RNA polymerase II. Bases 178 to 888 code for a protein of 236 amino acids. Gene Ontology annotation, cellular component: nucleus.